AUGCAGCCGACACCAUUACAUCAUUUGUCAAAUGACAUUGGUAAGGAGCAAGAAAAAGUUUCCUCAAUGGGAAUCAUGUCUGGUCGUGGUAAAGGAGGAAAGGGACUCGGUAAAGGUGGUGCUAAAAGACAUCGUAAGGUUUUGCGAGAUAACAUUCAAGGUAUUACAAAGCCCGCUAUUCGCCGCUUGGCUCGUCGAGGUGGUGUCAAGCGUAUUUCAGGGCUUAUUUAUGAGGAGACCCGUGGUGUUUUGAAGGUGUUUUUGGAGAAUGUGAUCCGCGAUGCUGUUACCUACACUGAACACGCUAAGAGGAGAACUGUUACAGCUAUGGAUGUGGUGUAUGCUCUAAAAUGCCAGGGCAGGACUCUCUACAGCUUUGGAGGCUAA
This is a messenger RNA of Protopterus annectens (West African lungfish), 387 nucleotides long. Its product is annotated as histone H4-like. Lineage: Eukaryota; Metazoa; Chordata; Ceratodontiformes; Protopteridae. The coding region runs from base 1 to 387 and encodes 128 amino acids. Gene Ontology annotation, cellular component: nucleosome. Gene Ontology annotation, molecular function: DNA binding; protein heterodimerization activity; structural constituent of chromatin. The record is from RefSeq and is a predicted model, not a curated record. The transcript has 3 exons. Gene Ontology annotation, biological process: nucleosome assembly.